Lutzomyia longipalpis is the source of this 2331-nucleotide messenger RNA. RefSeq lists its product as uncharacterized. Gene Ontology annotation, biological process: spermatogenesis. Bases 140 to 2086 code for a protein of 648 amino acids. The record is from RefSeq and is a predicted model, not a curated record. The transcript has 7 exons. NCBI's taxonomy places the organism in Eukaryota, Metazoa, Arthropoda, Insecta, Diptera, Psychodidae. Gene Ontology annotation, molecular function: metal ion binding.
AGAUGGCGCUUUUGUCGAAGAUUUGACAGCUUUUUGACAUUCCGCCUUUCGCUCUCAGUGUUUUCUAAAGAAUUUUACCGGCUUUUUGCCCCGCGAAUUCCUUAUUUAUUGUGAAAUAAUUAUUGAUUUAGACAGUGCCAUGGACAGGAGGACAGCUUUGGCUAUAGAUGACCUGCAGCUGGCUUUCCAGAAGAUGCAAUUUCACGUUGAAACUCACAAUAAUCUUCUCCUCUUUUGGGCAAAGCAAGUGGCUGCAGGAUGUGAUAUAGUGACAAAUGAAGCUGCAUCAGAGGCGAUCUUGAAGGAUCUCACUGCUGUUCUCAAUGCAGUAAACAUUUUCAAUUCAGCCGCUUCAAUGGUGCAAUUCUCCAAUGUUUCACUCAUUCAGCCACACCACGACACACGCGGAUCUGCAGCUCUGUCCGGCAGUGUUGAAUCGGAAUGUGCUGACUCGCCAGAAGAGGCACAAAAUGCCGAAGAUCGAACAACGUUGUACGAUUAUGCAAAAAUUCAGCUGAACGUGGGGGAUAAGGGGAAGUGCAUUCUGUCCACUGUGGUGGAUGAUCAGGAAGGAAUCUCCUACAUUACCAUCUCAACGGAGGAGAAUUCCAAACUUUUCAACGAUCUGAAGGAGAAUUGCGAGACAAAUGGGCAGUACCAGUGGACACCACCAUCCAAUACAAUCUUUGGCUAUCAUGAUCCAGCUGAAGGGCUCUUCUUCCGCGCAAUUUGCGUCAAUAAUAGCCGAAAGUUCUCCGCAACGAGCAUUGAUAUAUUUCUGGUUGAUUUUGGGCAGUACACAAAGAUGAAUACUCAUGGGCCCUUUUACAUCCUUUCCGGGGACUUUAGCACCCUCCCGGGACAAGCUAGACUCGCUUGUAUUGAUAAAAUUGACGCUGUGCCAUUCAAUGAGAGACCCCACACAGUCACAGAACUAGCCAAUCAGGGAAAAUGGGAUUUCUGCGUAACGGCGGUUUCUGGGGAGCUUCUGCACAUCAGCAUAACGUCAGAAAUGAAUAAAAGUUUGAGCUGCAACUCAGAGGCUUCCGAUGAUGCGAAUGUCGUCAUUGAUCCCCCUAAUGGGUGGUCUGGGGGCAACAACAGCAGCAUCAUUGAUCCCCCAAAUGGAUUUGCAUCCGACGAGGAGGGAGCUGUUGGCUACAAUAACUACAAUGGAGCUCUGAGUCUUCCUCCUGCUCCAUCAAGUCCCAUCGAAAACAACAUUCCGGAUAAUUUUAGAGCAGAAAAUACCUCUGCAAAGAUUACAGGGAUUGAUGCUUUCCUACAGCAGGAGGAAGAGGAAGAGGAGGAAUUCCAUGGAACAUCCAACGCACUAAAGGCUGUUUUGGGAUAUGUGCCCAAAGAUGAUCGAGAUUACUGCAAAUUCUACGAUCCCAAGACUCUGGGAUGCUUCAAGGGUGGUCACUGCCAUAAGAUUCAUUUGCCAAAGGAUGAGAGUGGCUACACGCAGGACACACGUCCGGCAAAGAUUAGCAUUCCCAGUGCCCCAAUUCCCACAGUUGGCACGGAAGUUACGGGCAUUGUGACGUGUGUGGUUAAUCCGGAGAUCUCCUACGUGCACCUGGAGGUGAAUGAUGUGGUGCAGCUCUUCCUGAUGAAUGACAAAAUCGACUACAUGGUCAAGGCGAAUGAGCUGCAGUCGCCAAAGUUCAAACCGGAGAAGUUUGACUUGAUAACAGCUCACUUCGAGGGGCAUUGGUACAGAGCGCAGGUUGUGGACUUUCCGGGAGGGCAGAAAUUCCGUGUUCGUUACGUUGACUACGGGAAUACGUGCGUGAUCACGCGGAAGGAUAUGCGAAUGUGGUGCUCUGAAUUCGAUCAUUUGCCCUUCUUUGCGCACCGAGCGCGUCUUGCCAAUGUGAGCACCAUUAAGGGAAGGAUUGUGGAUGCCACCAAAUUCCUCCAGAACACCGUCAUUGAGAACAAUGUCAACGAACUGAAGAAGAUCAUAAUCAAAAUUAUUGCGGUCGAACCAGAGCUGGAGAUAACCAUUAUGGAUUCCCAAGGAUUCGACAUUGGUGAGCAAAUGGUGGCUCUAGAACUUGUGAAUCAUCGUAAAGUUUAAAAAGUAAAACACCAAAAAGAUUUUCUUUGAUUUAUUCCUUUAAUUGUGGAAUCAUCAAAAAAGGGAGUUAAAAUUGAAGAUAAAAGUGCCAAAAAUGAAUUACAAAAUAGCGUACUGCUCAUAGAGGAGCUGACGUAUCCUGAAAUACUCUUCGGAAAGCGCCCCUUCAAUCAAUACCUUUCCCGUGUCCAACUGAAAUCAAAAAAAUAUUUUUUUAAAUGAAAUAAAAGACGAUUAAAGAGUUA